UUUUUUUUUUUUGCAGUGGUCAACAUUAUAGUGACACAUUCCAGAGAAACCCCAACACAGCGUGUGAGCUGACGUUGAGUGACAUCAAAAUAGGAAGAAGAACUAGUCACAUGGAUGAACUCAUACACCCACACAUUUAUUCCAAACAACCACAUGCUUCUGUGGAAGCCUCACUUAAUACGCUCAUCUACAAAAUGGAAGAAGAAAAAAAAGAAAACAUAUUUGUGUUACUCUAACUAAAACAUGAUUGUUCAGAAAGCCUGAAGGUAUUAGGUUUUGUAGUUUGGUAAGUGAAAAUGAUUGAGAAAGAAAAUAAGGAAACACUUUCUGGAAGACUCCGCCCCCAAAGUGUAUCAUUAAGAGGAAGCAAGGCAGGUUCAUUCUCUCUCUAGCAAGAUAGCAGACAAGGCAGAUCAUGGCAUCAAGUUACAACAUGCCAUCCCUUCGAAGUCUGAGGACUCUGGAGUGUUCUCUGCUGCUUUUGACAAUAUUGACUGCCAAAGCCAGCGGUAUUCAAGAGAUUUCAGAGCCGGUCAAUGGGAGUGCGACUUUCAAAUGCCCUGUUAAUGAGAAUAGGGAAAUAGAAUUUGUCUAUUUACAAAAGGACAACCUUUUUGUCAACGGACAUCACUCUGAAAACAGUAUAGCAGGAAAAUGGAACAACACAAAAAUGGAUAAGAACUUCACAUUUUACAUGUAUAACCUGGAGCGCUCUCUAAGUGGACAUUACAAGUGUUUCAUCAUGUAUAAGAAAGCUGAGAAUCCUGAAACGCGUGAGUACAACCUCACGGUCACAGUCCCCUACAGCAAGCCAUCAUUCACAAAGGAGUGCAACAACAGGAAUGACAUCAGAAGUUGCCAGGUGACAUGUAUGGCACAGGAUGGCUACCCGAGUCAAAAGAUCUGGAUCGUUUUAGUCCAGAGUGGGAACGACACCAACGGAAUGGUUACGAGUCGCAAUGACUCAGUGUUCAACCUCACCACGAAGCUGUUCAGCAGCACUGUCACCGCAGAGUUCAACUGUUCCAACACCGAGGUGGAGUUCGUCUGCUCGGUGGGGGGCGUUGUCUCAGAAACCAUCUCAAUCUGUUCACCACCAUCUAAUCCAGCCACCAUCAUAACUGCUUGCACUGUACCACUGGCUUUGUUGUUGAUAGUUGCUGGUUGCUUCAUCUACAAAAAAUGUCGUAAAAAUGCAGAAAAUAACAACAGGCCAGCAAGGAAUGCCACGGAGGUUGAAAUCCUCAAUCAAGAAGUAGAAUCCACAGAGGAAUUCCGAGUCUGAGCCCUUUUCGUUAAUCUGGGAUUUCAGUUUGACAUUCAUGACUGGCUGGAUUGGGUCCAAGGAUGGAUUGGAGAGAGCGAGCUUCCGGUGUCGCAGCCACGCUUGACUUCAAGGGAUUUGAGGAAGUCACUGCUAUUUACUGGUGAAGCGAAGUGCGUCACUGAACUGAGAGCCACAGACUUCUCCUAAAGCAGGACAUUUCCAGUGGUGUACACUGGAAAACUGUACGAAGCGGUGACCUAUAACUGUACUGUGAACAAAAGAUCAUGGAUGUACUACAGUAACCUCCAUGGGGAGAAGUGAAACAGAUUUCACCUGGUUAGCGGGAGAACUUGAUUUUUUGUGUCUUUUUGCACUUUACCCAUGUUUUAAUGGUAGCUAUUGCUCACGUAUUAACUUUAUAUUUAUAUAUUUUUUUCAUCUGGAUGUGUGUGUGUGUAUGGUGACAAAUUCAAAUAUCUUUAGUCAGACAAAAAAUAUACAAACUAACGUUAAGCACUCCUGAACAAUAUUAGAAGGUCACCAUGUUUUAAAGGAUUUCUAUGUCAUUCUCAUGACUAAUGCAUUUUACAUGGUUAAUUGAAACAAAAAAUACUUGAAUAACUAUGUUUGGGCAACAAAAUGUCUGGCAGAACAACAGAAAAGCUUUUUUUUUUGAGUACACACACAGCAUAGAGAUGAUAAAGCUAUGGUUGGGAAGUAAAAAGCUUUAAAAAGUGUUGUGUAAAUAAAGAGAAAUGAAAGUGGA
Molecule: messenger RNA, 2033 nt
Organism: Oryzias latipes (Japanese medaka)
Lineage: Eukaryota; Metazoa; Chordata; Actinopteri; Beloniformes; Adrianichthyidae
Biological process (GO): cell surface receptor signaling pathway; cellular response to lipopolysaccharide; T cell costimulation
Cellular component (GO): external side of plasma membrane
Source: RefSeq, a predicted model, not a curated record